AUGGAUGAAGUGGCUCAGAUGGCUGUAGCGGCGGCGCUUUGCCUGACGGCGAUCCUCUUGGGCCUGUGUCCAGGCGGCCUGGCGGGCGUCAUCCCUGUGGAGGAGCCUCUGGACGCCGCCCUGACCUCCGACGUCUCCGUCCCCGGCCAGCGUCUCUCGAGGGAAUACUUCGACGGGAACGCCCGAGGAUCGAACGAAAUCGAGGAAGACGAAGCGGUGCCCGGGAGGGAGCCCGAGAAGGACGGCCGAUCCCUGCCCGACCGAAACUCUCUGCGGGAGGGACGUGGCGGCGCGAAUCCUGAGGAGGAGUCGAGAGAAGAACGCCGAAUUCCCCUGGACAGCGGUUUAUCAGCGUCAGAGAUAUCUGCCCUGAAUGGCGAGAUAAAAAAGCAAGUCAAUGGUGAGCUGAAUAAAGCUGAAGCUCUGUUACAUUUGGCUGAGGAACUGGGAGAGCCUCGAACCGUAGCAGAGGGAGAGGAAUCACUAAAUGAUUUGAUUGACAGCGCCAAGGAGCCAUCGCAUGCCAUGCGCAAGCGAAUGGCAUGUGAUGCGGAAGAGGAAGUUGUAGAGGAUGAUAUGGAUAGUUUUACUUUGCCAUUAAAAGAGAAACUAAGUAAAGCACAGGAAGAAUUAGAGGACCUGUUUGCAAAAGUUAAGGUUAGCAAAAGAAGUGAAGAAAAGGGAAUUUUAGAAGAACUAAAAGAUAAGCCUGCCAGGAUAGAAGAGCGUGAAGCUUUCGAGGAACGGCUUUCAGAAGAUGAACUGAAGGUAAUAGAUGAUAUAGAAGAUUUUUUAGAAGAUUUGCCCCCAAAUGCUGAAAUGAGGAAACGAGAUGUAGUGAAGAAAGUUCUAGACAAAACCGCGAAAAUAAAUGUUGCAGAUAAACUUGUAAAAGAUGAACUCGCCCUAAUCAACGAGGUAGAGGAAGUUGCAGAAGAAUUGCUCCCAAGAGAUGUCAAAGGAAGAAAUGGUGCACAAGGAGUUUUAGAGGAACUGCUUGUAAAUAACAAAAUAGUAAACAAAGCAGAUGAAAGGGAAGGCAAUGAAGUCCUGCGAGAACUGUUCCCCAUUGACAAACUCACCAAAAUAAGCGAAGCAGAGGAGCUUUUAGAAGAAUUGAUUCCAAAAAGCAAACCAGUCAAAAGAUCUCUUAAUAAAGGCGAGGAUAAAUUGUCCGAAGAGGAGGCAGUGGGAGCACUAGAAGAUGCCCUGCUUUCGGAGCCAUCGGAAGGAGAGGGGCUGUUUAAAAGAAGCUCAAGUAAUGAUGAAGGCUUGGAAGAUGAAUGGAAGAUGAAUCAAGAGAAUUCAGCGGCAGACGAGUUGGCAGAAGUUCUCGGGUUAUCAACAAAGGACAGACAUAAGCGUAAGGCAGAGGAACAGAUGCCGACAGACCUAGAUUUGUUGAAAGUGAAGAGGAUGUCAAGAGCAACCGACAGAGCGUCGUCUGGGAAAUCGAUGAUAAAGGACCUAAUAGAUGAUAUUCAUCGGCAAACAGACAAUGCUGCAGACCUUCCAGACGUUAAGAUAAUAGAGACCGUGCUGGCACUCUCUGAUCUGACAAAGCCGGAAGAGGGUCGACAAAAGAGAGUCCUUGGAACAAUUCCAAAACCAAGAGCGAUUAGUCUAGAUUCAGAAGAACGUGACGCCUUGGAAGAGGAAGAGCCUGAAGGGCGCCGCCGGACCAGAUCAAGCGCAGAGAAGCAGAGCGCCCGAGAGCCGGGUUCCCGCGCCCUCGAAGACGAUUCUUCGCCCCCGGAACAAGGCAGUGAAGCGGGAACUCGCCGAAGGAGGAGUGUGUCUAAGGCUGAUCGUCUGAGUCGGUUUUCCAAAUACGAGAGAGGAGCUACAAAAGAACCCGAAGACGAAGUCCCGAGAAACCAACGUGCACACAAAUUUGAUCCCUACCUUUUGGAAAAUAACCUAGAUUUGGAUCCAGCGGACACGGGCAUGCAGUUAUCAGACGGGAAUCUCCAAGAGCAAACAAAAGAUAUCAACGGCGAGAGGCUCAAAUCGGCGAAAAUGUUGGGCGAUGUUGACCUCCAAGAAGGCGAAGAAGAAAUGCUCCUCCCUAAACCGGCGAAGAGCGGCGAAGUGAGCAAACUCAGAAGGGCGCGUCAACUCAUGGAGGGGGAAUACGAGUCCGAGCCACCGGUGCCACAGUACGUUCAGGACUACAACGUUGCGCCCACAUACCAGCCAGGCCCCGAAUCCGGCCAGGCAGCGCCAGAAUCCGGCCAGGCAGCGCCCGAAUCCGCCCAGGUAGCACCCGAAUCCGGCCAGGCAGCUCCCGAAUCCGUCCAGGUAGCACCCGAAUCCGUCCAGGCAGCGCCCGAAUCCGGCCAGGCAGCGCCCGAAUCCGGCCAGGCAGCGGACUCGUUCUGGUACGGAGUCCCUCCUGACGACGAGCUCAAGGAAGUGGCAGGAGCCAACGCGAGGGAGAAUCACACCACACAAGCAGAAAGCAAACAAAACGAGAAGAAGAAAGAGCAAAAUUCGCCGAAAGCGGCAAAACCCGACAAGGACGAGAAGAAAAAGGACGGAGACAGAACCUCGAAAGCCGUGAAAAAAUCGAAAGCCAGCGACAAAAAACGAGAGGCCAGGCGUGCCGAGAAUGAACAGUAA
Molecule: messenger RNA, 2622 nt
Organism: Penaeus vannamei (Pacific white shrimp)
Lineage: Eukaryota; Metazoa; Arthropoda; Malacostraca; Decapoda; Penaeidae
Source: RefSeq, a predicted model, not a curated record